CCGUUUUGCUUUUCAUUGAUGAGCGCGUUGAAUUUGAGAGGGAUUUCGCCUACAGCUGUUUCCCAAACGAGUCUCACUUAAAAGUGUGUGUUACUCCGUAAAACGCUAAAACAAAACAAUCGGGCGAUUUAUUUUACAUUUUAAAGUUUUGAGUUUGUGACUUGGUGUCAUUCUGGACGUUCAGGGACUACUGGAGACCACCGGACACUUUCGGACCUGAAACUAUGAUUUCUCCUGUCAACAGGUAAUGAGGAGAAACUGUGAGUUGGUGUUGGCUCUUUCACAAUGGCAUUUCACGAGUUCAGAUAUUAGACAGACUGAGAGUGUGUGCUGCAGAUGUGUGGGAGGAUUUGGAUCUGUGGAGCAGAAGAUCGGAGAUCGGACAGAAAACUUUCUUCAUGAGGAUUCAGUGAAGUUACAGCACUGGAGUUAAUGUGGUAGGGCAAGAAGAGGAUGAUGCACUCAUACCUUGUGCUUGAUGACUGGACCUGAACUCUGACGGUAAAUCUCUAGGAGUUUAAUAGAAAAAUUGCAGAGCUGUGGGCAUUUGGAUGACGGUGAAGGUGAGGAAGAUAUGGCCUCCCAAAUGGUAUGCGGACUCAUCUUCAGACUGAUUUUGCCAGUCUGCCUUGCUGCAGCAUGUCUGUUCCGGUACAACGUGCUGUCUUUCGUCUACCUCAUCUACCUCCUGCUCAUCCCGCUGUUUGCAGAGCCGACGAAGACAACAAUGCAAGGCCACACAGGACGCCUGCUGAAAUCCCUCUGCUUCACCAGUUUGAGCUUCUUACUGCUGCACAUCAUUUAUCAGAUCACCAUCAACAGCCUGCUAGCAGGAGACAACAUUGAGCCCAACUUCAACUGUUCUUCAUGGGAGAAAUCAAUAAGACAGCUGGGCUUUGAAAGUGUCCGGGGGGCAGAUGCAGGUAACGGCAUCCGUGUUUUCAUCCCAGACAUUGGCAUGUUCAUUGCUGGCCUGGUUACAUGGCUCCUGUGUCGCAGUCUGGAAAAACCUCCAGGGAAGGACGUGUUGCAGCAUAAUACUGACUUUGACAUGGGGAACCAGGAACAGGAUGAUGAUGAAGAAGAGGAGGAGAAGGAGGAAGAGGAGGAGGAGGAGAAAGGCAAAAAGCUUAAGAUGGAACCCGAGCUGCACCUUGAGGAAGACUUUGAGUUGGAUGAUGAAGACUGUGAACCACCUGAUGAGGAGUUAGAAGUAGGGCAGGAAGAGCUGGAGGGGUUAGAGCCUGAGGAAGAGGAGGAGGAGAGCACUAAGAUGAAGAUCCUGCGACAGAUAGCGGAAGUGGCAUCCAGACUAAAAGAAAUCAUUGGGAAUCUGAUUGCAACUGCAGGGAAAGUAGUUGUAACCAUAUUACUGGGCCUUACAGGCAUCAUGUUACCCUCCCUCACCUCUGCCAUGUACUUCUUCACCUUUCUGGGCCUGUGCACUUGGUGGUCUUUCUGUCGCUCCUUUGACACGCUGCUCUUUAGCUGCCUCUGCGUGCUGAUGGCGAUCUUCAGCGCAGGACAUCUCAUCAUCCUCUACCUCUACCAGUUCCAGUUCUUCCAGGAAGCUGUUCCACCUGGAGAUCGUUACGCAAGUCUGUUUGGAAUUUCUCCGGUGGUCCUGAGUGACUGCUCCCACACCUGGAUGUUUAAAGUGAACCCUGAGCUCGAUUGGCACCACUUUGUCAAUCCCAUCAUGCUCCUGGUGCUGUACUACACGCUGGCCACGCUCGUCCGCCUUUGGCUGCAGGAACCAGUGGACACGCAGAUCAAAAAGAAAGAGGGAGAGGCUAAAGUAGCAGAGGAGAAUGAAGAGCAGUCUCCUGUAAGCACUGAGAUCCAUCAGACUGCAGAGAAAAAGAGAGAGAUGUGGAGGAUGGCACGCUAUCUCCCAGAUGAGAGAAAGGUAUUGAUUGUGACGUCCAAUGGAGGCCCCAUGGAUCUGAUGACUCUGUCACGGGAGCACGGGCCAGUUUCUGCAGAACUCUACUCCACCCCUAAAUACAAAAGCCACCAUGAGUCGGACAAAGAGAGAAUGGACACCAGCAUGUACGAGAUCAGCCCUGUGCACUCAGGAGUCCCCGGUUUGCCUGAGAGGACCGUCCGAGUGAACGCAGUGGUCAAGAUCUUUCGCUUUGUUAUGAAGCAGAGCUACAUCUGUGCCCUCAUUGCCAUGAUGGCAUGGAGUAUCACAUACGUGAGCUGGCUGACUUUCGUCUUCCUCAUCUGGUCAUGCACCUUGUGGAUGGUGCGAGACAGGAGAAAGUACGCCAUGAUCACGUCUCCCUUUAUGGUGUUUUAUGGGGACUUGCUCAUUGUUCUGCAGUAUAUCUGGAGCUUCCAGACGCUACAGCCUGUACCGGGCCUCUUCCUCAAGAAGGAGGUGCCCUUUCGGGAACUGGGCUCCAAGAUCCUGUGUCUUCUGAGUUUCUGGCUACUGCUAAGACAAGCUUUGACAGAAAGGAGUGAGAGACAGAGAGACGAGACACAGCUGUCUGAUAUCAGGGUGGAGGACACUUCACAAGAGAAAUAUAUGGAUGGAGAAGUUGGGGGACAGAGAGAGAUGAUGGAUGUGUUGGGCAGCACGCUCAUGGCCAUGUUAAAUAAGUACUGGAUCUACAUCUGUGGAGGAAUGUUCUUUUUCGUAAGCUUCGAGGGACGUAUUGUCAUGUACAAGAUCAUCUACAUGAUGAUGUUCCUCUUCUGUGUAGCGCUCUAUCAGCUGAACUAUGAGAGGUGGAGAUGGAUGCUGAAGUACUUCUGGAUGUCAGUAGUGGUGUACACCAUGCUGGUUCUUAUCCUCAUCUACACAUUUCAGUUUGAGUCUUCUUUACACGUCUGGUCCAAUAUGACUGGCUUGAGCAAAGAGAAGCUGGAAGAUCUAGGCCUGGAAAGGUUCUCUGUUCCAGCUCUGUUCACACGAAUCUUCAUCCCCACCUCCUUUUUGCUGGUGUGUAUCCUCCACCUGCACUACUUCCAUGAACGCUUCUUGCAGCUCACCGACAUCAAGGCAGUCGCAGACAAGCAGAAAAGCACCAUCUCUAGACUUGUGCACCUUGAUGGCAGUUUGGCAGAUUUAUCUAUGAUAAAACCUGAGUUUAACCCCUCUAUAAAAGAUGAAGAAAUUGAGGAGAAACUGGAUCUUGACGAGGAUAAGGAUGACAUUAAGAUAAGAGAAGAGGAAGAUGAAGAGAUAUGCGACGUGUUUUGCAAGACGGCGAGUUUCUCCUGCCACAUACUAUCAGAGCCAGAGCCUGAUCGUGGAGACGAUCUGAGGAAUAAGUGGCACCUGGUGAUGGACCGGCUGACCGUGCUGUUCCUCAAGUUCCUGCAGUACGUCUAUCAGCUGCAGCUCUUCAUCUGGUGGCUUUUAGAGCUUCACGUCAUCAAGAUUGUGUCUUCUUAUAUCAUCUGGGUUUCUGUGAAAGAGGUGUCCCUGUUUAACUAUGUUUUCUUGGUGAGUUGGGCUUUCGCUUUGCCCUUCAGCCAGUUUCGCCCUCUGGCCUCCAGCGUGUGCACUGUUUGGACCUGUGUCAUUAUUGUCUGCAAAAUGCUUUACCAGCUCACCUCCAUCCAGCCUACCACAUACUCCAAAAACUGCUCCAUGCCGGAUAACUAUACAGAUGUUCAGAGAUUGGACAUGGCCAGGUCUCUUCUCUACAUCAGCCCAGUAGACCCUGCCAACUGGGUCGGUCUCAAGAAGUUCUCUCCACUACUGGAGAAUUUAAGGAAUAACUUGUUGAUGCUGGCCUUACUGGCAUUUGAGGUAACGGUCUACCGCCACCAAGAUUUUUACCGUAUGAGAAACAACCUGACUGCUCCUGUCACAAGAACAAUCUUCCACAACAUCACACGCCAGCACCUGGAUGAUGGCAUCAUUAAUUGUGCCAAGUACUUUAUCAACUACUUCUUCUACAAAUUCGGCCUAGAGACCUGCUUCCUGUUAGCUGUGAACGUCAUUGGCCAGCGGAUGGAUUUUUGUGCAGUGCUGCAUGCAUUCGGGUUGAUUGCAGUGCUGUACCAGCGCCGGAGGAAGGCCAUCGCUGGGGUCUGGCACAAAUACUGCUUCUUCCUGGCCUGCAUGCUUACCUACCAGUACCUGAUAUGCAUUGGCAUCCCACCAGCAGCCUGCUCAGACUAUCCAUGGAGACGUCCCUCAUCCAGCAUGGACUCCAACGUGGUCAAGUGGCUCUACCUGCCAGACUUCCAUACCAGACCCAACCCUCUCUUCCUCCUCUAUGAUUUCAUGUUGCUGUUGUGUGCAUCGCUGCAGAGGCAUGUGUUUGAGGAGGAGAACGAUCCUGCAGUGCGUCUCCUGGCUGGUGAUAAUGUGGAGAUAUGCAGAGAUUUGGAUGCUGCCACCUUCAGUCAGCAUAACCCCGUCCCCGAUUUUAUCCACUGCAGAUCAUAUCUUGAUAUGCUGAAGGUGAUCAUGUUCAGCUAUCUCUUCUGGUUCGUCCUCACCAUCAUCUUCAUUACGGGGACCACACGCAUCAGCAUCUUCUGCAUGGGUUACCUGGUAGCCUGUUUCUACUUCUUGCUCUUUGGUGGAGAGCUGUUACUCAAGCCAAUUAAAACCAUUAUGCGUUACUGGGAUUUCCUUAUAGCGUACAACGUGUUUGUCAUCACCAUGAAGAACAUCCUCUCUAUAGCUGCCUGUGGAUAUAUAAAAGCCUUGGUGGUUAAUCACUGCUGGCUCAUCCAGCUGUUCAGCCUGGCAUGCACUAUAAAGGGCUAUUCACGACCGGAACAGCAGGCUAAUAAACAGUGUGAACUGCCCAGUGAUGAAGCAGGCAUCAUCUGGGACAGCAUCUGUUUUGCCUUUCUGCUGCUGCAGAGACGGGUCUUCAUGAGCUAUUACUUCCUGCAUGUAGUGGCUGAUAUCCGUUCUUCACAGGUUCUGGCAUCCAGAGGAGCUGAGUUAUUCCAGGCCACAAUCGUGAAGGCCGUGAAAGCACGACUUGAAGAGGAGAAAAAGUCCAUGGACUUGCUAAAGCGACAGAUGGACCGUAUUAAAAGCCGGCAGCAAAAAUUUAAGCGGGGAAAGGAGAGGAUGUUGAGCUUGGCACAAGAAAGUGGCGAGAGUCAAUCACUGUCCAGAGAAGAAGUGGAAGAUGACGGAGAGUCGAGUAAAGAGAUGAGAAAAGGGAAAAGGAAGCAGUGGUGGAGACCCUGGGUUGAUCACGCCUCCAUGGUGCGAAGCGGAAAUUAUUAUUUGUUUGAGACGGACAGUGAAGAGGAAGAGGAAGAAGAGGAGAAAAAAGAAGAAGAACCACCUAAGAAAUCUGCAUUUCAAUUCGUGUAUCAUGCAUGGAUCACUGACUCCAAAACAGCCAUGAAGGAACGCAGCAAAGAGAGGCGGCGUUUCUGGCAGAGAUACACAGAGGGACGCAAAACCAAGAAGGACCAGCGGGAGGCAGCUCAUGUAACCAUUGAAGUGGCAGAACAGGUGGAGGACACAGUUGAAGAAGAGAGAUCAGAUGGUCCAGACAACAUCCUGAAGCGUGUGUUUAACAUAGUGAAGUUUUCCUGGGUGCUCUUCCUGGCAUUACUGGACAGUUUCACUGCCUGGCUCAACUCGAUGUGCCAGGAAUACAUUGACAUCUCCACUGUGCUGCGCACUGAACGCUGUAUGCUCACACAUGAGGUCAAAAAGGGAAACACUCCAUCACGAGGGAUCAUACACAUGUAUUACCAGCAGCAGUUGUGCAGACCUUCGUCAUCUGAGACUGUUCUGGAGGAAGCAGAGAGACUGCAGGUUCAGCAUGGUUCUGUCUCAGCAUUGAGAAAACAUCGGGACAGAGAGGAUGAGAGCAUGAGCUCUGUUCCUAAUAAAGACAGUCUGACCAGUGUAUACACCGAGUCCACGAUGGCGUACAGUCAGUCCACGUUGGAGUCCAGUGAAACCGGUGUGGAUCGUGUGCCCAGGACAAGCGAGAGACUUCGACCCAAACUGUGUCGCCUACAGGGAGUGGAGCUCUCCUCCUCCUCUUCCUCCUCUGCCUCGUCAUCGGCUGAAAGUUCAGCCAGUGCUGCAGUCAGUGAAAACACACAGUGCACGGCAUUAUGUUCUCGCCAAGGCACAGGUGAUACCAUCGAAGAACAAAACAAUGUUAGAGAAAGCCCUCACUGUGGUGACGAACGGACCUCCACAGAGCUGCCCGAGCCCUCGGCUAUACGACGUUGUAGCAGUGAGGUGCAGACUCUCAAAGGAGGUUUAACACCAGAGUGGGACACUGUGUUAGCAUCCGAGCAGGCUACAUGGCCACAGCUCAGUCGGUUCCCUUCUGAGGCAGAUAUUCCUCCCUCUUACAGCAAAGCCACAGGUCUGGACUCUGUGUGUGAGGCAGCAGCUCACACUGAAGAGAAAAAGCUCAGAAUAAAUGCACCCGACAACAGCACACUCCCCUCGCUGAGCCAUGAGCUCACAGCCAGUGAACUGCUGCGCAACAGGAUGUUCUAUGAUGAAGAGCUGGAGGAAUCUGAGCGCUUCUACAGCUCCCAGCCGCAGAUCCUACAGCUGUGCUAUGCUCUCUAUAACAUGCUGGUGGCUCACUCAGAGAUGGUGUGCUACCUAGUCAUUAUUCUGAAUCACAUGGUCUCAGCCUCGGUGGCCACACUGGUGCUGCCCAUCCUCAUCUUCCUGUGGGCCAUGCUGUCUGUACCUCGGCCCAGCAAGCGCUUCUGGAUGACUGCUAUUGUCUACACAGAGGUGACCAUAGUGAUAAAAUACUUCUUCCAGUUUGGCUUCUUCCCCUUCAAUCAGAACAUAGAGCUGGACAAGAGCAAACCGUUCCACCCACCUAAUAUAAUAGGAGUUGAGAAGAAAGAGGGAUAUGUCCAUUAUGACCUGGUCCAGUUGCUGGCACUUUUCUUCCAUCGCUCAAUUCUUAAGUGUCAUGGACUGUGGGAUGAGGACGACACCAGAUCAGAAGCUAAAAAGACGCUGUACAGUCACUCCGACUCGGACACAGAGAAACCCCCAGUCCGGAGGGAAAGGAGUUCACUGACCCGCAGCACUUUAACAGAGGCUACAAGCGUCCGUAUCCCGAGAAAACUCUCAAACACGCCUUCCACCAUGCGCCGACACAGUUCCAGUGCAGGAUCACACAUUUCCCAGAGAUCAAUACGUUCCAGAGGAGGCAGUUCAGUCACGAGGUCGAGUGUGUCUCGAGUGGGAAGUGUGUUAGGGGUUCAGCAGAAGAGCCGCAAGGAGCUAAUUAUGGAGAAAUUUCGAGAGCAGCUCAUCAAAGCCAAGAAAUUUACAGUCAAAAUAGCCCUGGAUAUCUUCGUUCCAAUUCGUCAGUUCUUCUACAAUCUGAUCCACCCAGAAUACAGCGCUGUGACAGACGUCUAUGUCCUCAUGUUCUUGGCCGAUACCGUCGACUUCAUCAUCAUCGUUUUUGGGUUCUGGGCUUUUGGGAAACACUCUGCUGCAGCAGACAUCACAUCAUCACUGUCAGAGGAUCAGGUCCCUGAAGCAUUCCUCGUCAUGGUCCUCAUCCAGUUUGCGACUAUGGUGGUGGACCGUGCGCUCUAUCUCAGGAAGACUGUUAUGGGGAAAGUUAUCUUUCAGGUCAUAUUAGUGUUCGGUAUCCACUUCUGGAUGUUCUUCAUACUUCCAGGAGUCACUGAGAGGCGUUUCAGUCAGAACAUGGUGGCUCAGCUCUGGUAUUUUGUCAAGUGCAUCUACUUCGGUCUGUCAGCCUACCAGAUCCGCUGUGGCUACCCAACACGUGUGCUGGGCAACUUCCUGACCAAAAGCUAUAAUUAUGUCAACCUUUUCCUCUUCCAGGGGUUCCGGUUGGUUCCUUUCCUGACUGAGCUGAGAGCCGUGAUGGACUGGGUUUGGACAGACACUACUCUGAGUCUUUCUAACUGGAUCUGCGUGGAGGACAUUUACGCACAUAUCUUUGUGCUCAAAUGCUGGAGGGAAUCAGAGAAAAGGUAUCCUCAGCCACGUGGACAAAAGAAGAAGAAGGUGGUUAAAUAUGGGAUGGGUGGUAUGAUCGUCAUGUUACUCAUCUGCAUCGUCUGGUUCCCGCUCCUCUUCAUGUCUCUGGUCAAAUCGGUGGCUGGUGUCGUCAAUAAACCCCUGGAUGUAUCCGUCACCAUCACACUGGGAGGAUUUCAGCCAAUCUUCACCAUGAGUGCUCAGCAAAAUCAGCUGAAGGACAUCACCGAGGCAGAAUUCCUAGAGUUUAUGAAUUCCUACAACUACAUUCCGAGUGCAAUGCAGUUUUUAGAGGCCUACACCGCAGAGGAUGUGACAGUAGCUGAGCUAGAAGGAAGUUCAAACUCUCUGUGGACCAUCAGCCCACCCAGCAGGAAGAACCUCAUGGAUGUAUUAAGCAAAGAGGACCAAUUUCCUGUCACAAUGUCCUGGACUAUACAGAGGAAUCUUAGUCUUGGGGCUAAGGCUGAAAUUGCCAUGGACAAGCAUGUUACAUAUCUGGAUAUGAAUACAAGGCAAGAGUUAAUAGAUUUGCUGAACGGAACGAGGAACAAAGCUGUAGUUAUAAAACAGGUUUUCCCGUGUUUCAUUCGAGCUCCCAGUGACUCAAAUGCAAAACCUAUAGAACAGCUUUUUAAAGAGGGUGAAUAUAAGGACAUCCUUUUGGACCUGGAGCGCACCAAUAACAGCGGUGAGGUUCAGGAGUGGUGGAUCGUGGACCAGCCAUCUGCAGAGAAGAUCAACAUCAGAUUUGGAGCGAAGGCAGAAAUGAUGGGGGAGGCUGGACUGCAACUGUACGUCUUCAAUGAUAAAGUUAGUCCUCCCAGCCUGGGCUUUCUUGCUGGCUAUGGCAUCAUGGGUCUGUAUGCGUCUGUUGUGCUGGUCAUAGGCAAGUUUGUGCGUGAAUUCUUCAGCGGGAUCUCACACUCUAUCAUGUUCGAGGAGCUGCCUUGUGUGGAUCGCAUCCUCAAAUUGUGCACCGAUAUCUUCCUGGUACGAGAAACUGGAGAGCUGGAGCUGGAGGAAGAUCUGUACGCCAAGCUCAUCUUCCUCUACCGCUCACCAGAGACCAUGAUCAAGUGGACCAGGGAGAAGACUAAAUGACCCAACGAGAGUCUACAAGGAACAGGGAGAAAUGAAGCUCGAGUUGAAGGACAUGCCGCUGAGGAGGCAGGGGAGCGUGUUCUCAUAAUCAGUGUGCUCUCAUGAUAAUGAAUUUAAAAAAUGGCCUCCAAUUGUGGAGUCUUUAACAAUGUGACCAAUGAGGUUUAGCUAAACUGAACCUGAAAAGCCAAAGGACUUGGGGACUAGAGCAGCUUCCAUAAACGUUACUAAGCAGGGAUAAGCUGUGUUCUAGCACCCCCUACCUGUUCAAACAGACAUGAACUGGAUUGUGCAAUAUACUGUCCUGGUAGCUGUAAACACAAGAGCAAGAUAAAAAAAUAAAUAAAAAAAAGACAGUGACUGAAAGACACUAGCCACUUUUGACUCAAGAGAAAAUGAUGGGAAGUGCUUGGGUCCUUCAUAAAAAAAAAAAAGGCAAAUCAGAGACAAGACAUAUCACCAGGAUUCAUUCACAGUGAUUGAAAGUGUGGGAACCUGAUGACCACGUUGUCAGGAGUAUCAUCUCAUCAAAACAGUAUUUAGUUUGUUUUUCCAUAUAUGGCAAGGAACAGCCACAGCAUCAACUCUUCUUUCAUGCAGUUACAGAUAUUCUGUGUACAGUGGGGUGGGAUUGCGGUUUCACUGACCUGAGCAUAAAGCACAUUUUGGAA
Hemibagrus wyckioides is the source of this 9732-nucleotide messenger RNA. Its product is annotated as piezo-type mechanosensitive ion channel component 2. Gene Ontology annotation, biological process: cellular response to mechanical stimulus; detection of mechanical stimulus; regulation of membrane potential. Gene Ontology annotation, cellular component: plasma membrane. The record is from RefSeq and is a predicted model, not a curated record. Bases 575 to 9061 code for a protein of 2828 amino acids. The transcript is spliced from 52 exons. Lineage: Eukaryota; Metazoa; Chordata; Actinopteri; Siluriformes; Bagridae. Gene Ontology annotation, molecular function: mechanosensitive monoatomic ion channel activity; monoatomic cation channel activity.